AUGACUAAACGAAAUAUUGAAGAAAUUCGUCGUAAAAAUCUUGAAGAGAAUCAACGUUUUCUUAAUGAACUACGUAUAAAUAAUGUUCGAAAUGAUCUUAUCCAAUCAGCUCGUUUAGUUACUGGUAAAGAUGAAACUAAAAAAGAAUAUCAUAAGAUUCAUUAUGAAAAAGUUGAACGUACUACACGAUAUAGUUUAAAAGUAAAAUCAGGUGAAAUCCAACCAUCUACUGUUAUACCUCAAGGGCAAUACAAAAUUAAUAAAAAAAGGAAACAAAAUCCUUCAAAAUGGACUUUAUUUUACAAGAAUAUUGCAAAUCCUUAUGAACGUGUAUAUAAGCCACGAGCUCGAAACUAG
Adineta steineri is the source of this 357-nucleotide messenger RNA. The record is from the annotation of a GenBank genome assembly. Lineage: Eukaryota; Metazoa; Rotifera; Eurotatoria; Adinetida; Adinetidae.